This is a messenger RNA of Chrysochloris asiatica (Cape golden mole), 3105 nucleotides long. RefSeq names its product zinc finger protein, FOG family member 1 (gene ZFPM1). Gene Ontology annotation, molecular function: RNA polymerase II-specific DNA-binding transcription factor binding. The transcript is spliced from 10 exons. Gene Ontology annotation, cellular component: nucleus. Lineage: Eukaryota; Metazoa; Chordata; Mammalia; Afrosoricida; Chrysochloridae. The record is from RefSeq and is a predicted model, not a curated record. Bases 1 to 3105 code for a protein of 1034 amino acids. Gene Ontology annotation, biological process: megakaryocyte differentiation; negative regulation of transcription by RNA polymerase II; erythrocyte differentiation.
AUGGCGACUUUGUGUGGAACCCAAGCCUUUGUGUUCCACAAACGUGCCUGCCACGGGCCCCUCUCCCUGGGUGGCUCAAGCCACCUGGGUGGGCACCUCGAGUCAACUGCCCUCCUGAAGGCCCCGACAGUCGUGGGAGGGAUUGGCUGCUGUGGGUCUUUUGGAGAUAUGGAGGCUGGAGAAGAGGCGCAGACCAUGGACUCAGGCCUCACAGAAGGGGUGGCCACAGCACCAGAGCCAGAGCCCAGCGGGGAGCCCGAGCCCCCGAGCCCUUCCAGAGGAGACACGGAACCACCCCCACCCCUACAACCGACCCCCACAUUCCCAGGAGGCCCAGAGAAGAUGGAGGGACAGGAGCCAGAGACGCGGCCCCAGGAGACAUCAGCCAGCGCUUGGAAUGGGCCAGACGAGCUGGAGCCAGCAUUGCAGGAAGAUGGACGGCAAUGUGUGCGUGCCCGGCGCAGCCUGACCGAGGGCUCUUCCUGGGGCCCAUUCCGCGGCACUGUCCAGAGCAGAGCCUCACCCCCAAGGCAGGGGCAAUCGAGCCCACCUCUGACCCUGCAGCUGGAGGACCAGACCUGCUGGCUGAGGACACUGCCCCAGGCCACAACGGAAGCCGAGGCCAAUAGUUUGAUCUACUGGAAGGACGAAGCCCUCUGGUGUAGGCUCACCAAGCUGGUGCCAGCUGGCGGGCUUCUGAGUGUGCGCCUCUCAGCUGAACCUCAGAGUGCUCCUACUCCUCUCCCCGUGAAGAGGGAGCAGGGGGAGGCUGAGGGCCAAGCUCCCGCCCACACCGACAUCCAGCUUCUGCCCCAGCAGGCUGGCAUGGCAUCCAUCCUGGCUACGGCAGUCAUCAACAGAGACAUCUUUCCCUGCAAGGACUGCGGCAUUUGGUAUCGCAGCGAGCGCAACCUGCAGGCACACCUGCUUUACUACUGUGCCAGCCGCCAGAGCGCAUGCUCUCCCGCCGCCUCUGAGGACAAGCCCAAGGAGACCUACCCCAACGAGCGCGUCUGCCCCUUCCCCCAGUGCCGCAAAAGCUGCCCCAGCGCCAGCUCACUGGAAAUUCACAUGCGCAGCCACAGCGGAGAGCGCCCCUUCGUGUGUCUGAUUUGCCUAUCGGCCUUCACCACCAAAGCCAACUGUGAACGGCACCUAAAGGUGCACACAGACACACUGAGCGGCAUAUGUCAUAGCUGCGGCUUCAUCUCCACCACAAGGGACAUCCUCUACAGCCACCUGGUGACCAGUCACAUGAUCUGCCAGCCCGGCUGCAAGGGUGAGCUCUACUCUGUUGGGUACCCGACUGCCAAGAUCCCGGCAGACAGCUUGGCUGGCUUCCCGCAGCCUGCGGCCUUGCCCGGCGCCCUAGCCACUGCAGACCUAGUGCCCACGAGGUCGCCAGGGCUAGAGAGGAAGCCCCUGAUGGAAACCACAAAUGGAGAAGCUUGUGCGGCCCCCCAGAACGGUGGCGAGCCCCCCGCCCCCCGAGAUAUCAAAGUGGAGGCGGAGGAGGAGCCCGAGGCCGAACAGGCUUCAAGUCCGGCGCCCCGGGCCCCCUCGCGCACACCAUCGCCGCACAGCCUCCCGACGCUUCGUGUCAAGGCCGAACGUACCAGCCCCUCGCCCGCCUGCAGCCCCGCGCCCGGAGAGCUGGGAGCGCCAACCGGGCCGCUUUUCCUGCCACAGUUCGUGUUCGGCGCGGAUGCAGUCCCGCAGGCCUCGGAGAUCCUGGCCAAGAUGUCCGAGCUGGUGCACAGCCGGCUCAAACAGGGCCAGGGCGCGCCGGGGCUGUUCCCGGGGACUCCCGCCCCCAAGGGCGCCACGUGCUUCGAGUGCGAGAUCACCUUCAAUAACAUAAACAACUACUACGUGCACAAGCGACUCUACUGCUCCGGACGUCACCAGGCAGAGGAUGUGCCAGGCGCGCGCAGGCCCAAAGGACCCGCGCCCGCGCCCGCGCCCGCUCCCCACGGGUCUCAGCAGACUGCGCCAUCGCCGCCACUGGCCCCCGAGACCGAUGCAGGUCGCUCGCCGCCCAGCCCCGACGCGAGAGACGAGGAGACCAGCUCUGGGCCGGGGGCGCAAGCGGCGACUCCUGAGGCUGAGGCUGCUGGCCGAGGUAGCGAGGGUAGCCAGAGCCCCGGCAGCUCGGUGGACGACGCGGAGGACGACCCUAGCAGGACGCUGUGCGAGGCCUGCAACAUUCGCUUCAGCCGCCACGAGACCUACACAGUGCACAAGCGAUACUACUGCGCCUCACGGCACGACCCGCCGCCUCGCAGGCCACCCGCAACCACGGCCAGCACAGGCGGGCAGCCAACCGUGCGCACGCGCAGACGCCGCAAGCUCUAUGAGCUGCACACCCCCGGAGCCCCGCCCCCGCCAGCGUCCGGCCCCGCCCACCCACUGCCGGCCGAGCAGCCGGUGUCUCCCGGACCCGCCGAUGGCCCCAUCGACUUGAGCAAAAAGCCACGACGCCACGGCCCCGAGACCGCACCCGGGCCUCCGCCACCGCCGCCGCCGCCGCUACCGCUGGCCGACUACCACGAGUGCACGGCGUGUCGCGUGAGUUUCCACAGCCUCGACGCCUAUCUGACACACAAAAAGUUCUCGUGUCCCGCCGCGCAGCUCCGCGGCCUGCGCGCGCCCGACGACGCGCCCCCUGCCGCCGCCGUUGUGUGUCCCUACUGCCCCACGAACGGCCUGGUGCGCGGCGACCUGCUGCAACACCUCCGCCGGGCGCACGGGCUGCUGGUGGGCAGGCCCGAGGCCCGGACGCCGCCCGCCUCCCCUCCACCGCGAGUCCCCCGGGACAGCCUCAAUGGCCAGGAGUCCGCGGAGCCGGCGGCCGGCAGCCCCCUUCCCGGCCCGCCCGCGUCCCCGGCCGCCACGCCGGCCCGUGGCCUCUCGCCAGUGCCCGCGCCCCCGGCACCCCCUUCGGACCAGGGCGCGCAUACCCCCGGUAAAGGGCCACCGGCGCCAGUGCCCAACGGCAAUGCCAGGUACUGCCGCCUGUGUAACAUCAAAUUCAGCAGCCUGUCCACCUUCAUCGCCCACAAGAAGUAUUACUGCUCCUCCCACGCCGCGGAGCACGUGAAGUGA